UCUGCUGCAGAGAGGUCGGAAUUUAAGCGAAAUAAAAAAGUGGGAGUUGCAAAAUGUCCUCAAGAAAUAUCAUACCCAAAACGGUUAACCCCGAUCUGAAGAAGGAGCGCGAGGGAGCUAGUUUUAGCAGCGAAGAGUUUGCAGCUUGGUGGGCGGGAGGAAAAGAGAAACUCGAAUUUAAUAGAAGUGUUCGCGAGUACAUGUACAAGGAUUUCGACUACGAUGAGAGCCAACAGCUUUAUUACAAGUCGCAUGAGGAUAUGUGCGAAUUCGCCGUAAAAUCCAGCAUAGAUGUGGCGAAAAAGCUACGCCAGCUACAAGCGCGACGAAAUCCUGGGGGCAAUGAAUAUUGGCCCACUCUCUUUGACGAGCCUGAGCUAUGGAGUCUGCAUCGGGCUGGUAAUCCCUUCAGCGUGAUGUACAUGGUCGUGGUGGAUGCUCUAAAAACUCAAUGCACCCCGGAGCAGUACAAAGAGUUUGGUGUGCGGGUGGAACGCUUUGAGGUAACCGCUACCUAUGCCCAGACGGAGCUGGGACACAGCAGCCAUUUACGGGGUCUAGAGACACGCGCCGACUUUGAUCGGAUAACGGAUCAGUUUGUGUUGAAUACGCCCUCCAUAUCAGCAUACAAAUGGUGGCCAGGGGGAUUGGGUCAAAGCUCUAACCAUGCAAUAGUCAUGGCACAACUAUACAUUGAUGGACAACUUAAGGGACUACACAUGUUCUACGUGCAGUUGCGAGAGGAAGGCACGCAUGAACCGCGGCCAGGCGUACACAUUGGCGAGCUGGGCAAGAAGAUGGGUUUCCUGGGCGUCAAUAAUGGUUUCCUCGGUAUGAAGAACGUUCGCAUUCCUCGCACUCGGAUGCUCAUGCGCCAUGCCCAGGUGCAUCGUGAUGGCACCUACGUGAAGAGUCCUGUGGACGCCCUCACCUACUUUGCAAUGCUUUCCACGCGAUGCAUCGUGGCUCGCAAUUCGGCUGUUGCGCUGGCCUCUGCAGCCACCAUUGCCACGCGAUUCUCGGCUGUGCGUCGUCAAUCUCCCAUUGAUACCAGUUUACCCGAGCCGCAGAUCUUGGAUCAUGUCACUCAACAGCUGAAGGUCUUUCCCGAGAUAGCCACCAGCUUGGCCUAUAGCUUAGCCUACAAUUACCUCAGGGAGUUGUUCAACGCGACUUCCAGGGACAUUAAUCAGGGCAACUAUAAUCGUCUGCCCGAGCUGCACACCCUUUCGUGUGCCUUGAAGGUUAUGAGCACAAGUGACUCCGCCGCGGGCAUUGAAAGACUGCGUCUGGCCUGCGGUGGACUUGGAUACCUUGCCUCUGCCAAUCUGUGCAAUAUUUAUGUAAAUACAGUCGCUGCUUGCACCUACGAGGGAGAGAACACUGUACUUCUCCUCCAGGUUGGUCGCUUCCUCAUGAAGUCGUGGCGUGCAGCACAGAGUGGAGCUCCACUUGCGGUCACUGCCAGCUACUUGGCUGAGGUGCACCAGAAUCCCGAGUUUGGGCUGUGGUCAGGCAGUUGGGAUAAUUUGGUGAAGGCAAUGCAGUUUGCUGCUGCUAAUAAAACUCGUCUGGCCUUUAAGAGUCUGUCAAAUCGGAUCGAUAAUGGAGAAACGGAGCGGAUGGCCUCUAGCCACACAGGCAUUGAGCUCACCCAGGCAGCUCAGCUACAUGCUCGCGCCUUUGUGGUGCACAACUUCCUCGCUGAGGUAACUGGACCAAAGUCCAAGGCUCGCUCGCUUGCCUUGAAUCGAGUGCUGGAGGAUCUGCUGGAGCUAUACCUGGUGAAUGUUACAUUGAACAAUAUGAGUGAUAUACUUCGUGUGGUCCACUUGACCGAUGAAGAUCUGAACAAGCUGCAGGCUCGUCUGGAGGCGGCGCUUGCCAAAUUGCGACCCAAUGCAGUAGCCAUUGUGGAUGGAUUCGACUUUGGUGAUGCGCAGUUGAACUCAACUCUGGGAUUUUAUGAUGGCAACAUGCUCGAGCGAGUCUUCGAUGCGGCCUUGAAGGCUUCCAUGAACCGGAAGUCGGUUCCGAAAAGCUUUCCCGAGCAUUUGGGCCCGUUUAUGAAAUCGAACAUUUGAAACGAACAUUUAAUGUACUGAGGGCAUAUUGUAUGGAU
This is a messenger RNA of Drosophila arizonae, 2122 nucleotides long. Its product is annotated as acyl-coenzyme A oxidase 1-like. Gene Ontology annotation, cellular component: peroxisome. The record is from RefSeq and is a predicted model, not a curated record. NCBI's taxonomy places the organism in Eukaryota, Metazoa, Arthropoda, Insecta, Diptera, Drosophilidae. Gene Ontology annotation, molecular function: FAD binding; acyl-CoA oxidase activity; fatty acid binding. Gene Ontology annotation, biological process: fatty acid beta-oxidation using acyl-CoA oxidase; lipid homeostasis.